GCAGCAGUGAGCGGCUUUGGCCCUUUGAUUCUCUUCUGCUGAUUCUGUGCAUUAGUUCUGCAGGGCCCCGAGGAGACGGCCCGAGCUGCUGCCGCCUGCGAUGUCGGCCUGGGCCGGAGUGUGCAGGACAGCCUCUUCUCGGCGAUGCCCGAGAAUCUCUCUCUGGACUCCAGCAUCUUCUCCUCACCGCCUCUAAACUUCCUUCAAGAGUUGCCGAGCUACCGCUCAGUGGCACGAAGGAGGACGAGCAUCCUGGCUCGAGACAAGCAGAGUGGCACCUUGCUGAAGCCGACAGACUCCUAUAGUUCCCACCUGGACGGGGGCAUUGCGGAGAACCUCAACAGCCAGUCCAUCCGGAAGUAUGCCUUGAACAUCUCGGAGAAGCGGAGACUCAGGGACAUUCAGGAGACCCAGAUGAAGUACCUGUCCGAGUGGGACCAGUGGAAGCGCUACAGCAGCAAGUCCUGGAAGAGGUUCCUGGAGAAGGCACGCGAGAUGACCACGCACCUGGAGCUGUGGCGGGAGGACAUCCGCAGCAUAGAAGGGAAGUUUGGCACUGGAAUUCAGUCAUAUUUCUCCUUCUUGCGAUUCCUGGUGUUGCUGAAUAUGGUGAUAUUUCUGAUCAUCUUUAUGUUGGUUUUGCUGCCAAUCUUACUCACCAAAUACAAAAUCACCAACAGCACUUUUGUGUUCAUUCCCUUCAAAGACACAGCUAUACAAUGCACGUUAUACCCGAUCAGCAGCUCCGGGCUGAUUUACUUCUACAGUUACAUCAUAGACCUGCUCUCCGGCACUGGCUUCUUGGAGGAGACCAGCCUCUUCUAUGGACAUUACACCAUUGAUGGGGUGAAAUUUCAGAACUUCACCUAUGAUCUGCCCCUGGCUUAUUUGUUAAGCACCAUUGCCUACCUGGCCCUAAGCCUUCUUUGGAUAGUGAAGAGGUCAGUGGAAGGAUUCAAAAUCAACCUGAUUCGGAGCGAGGAGCACUUCCAGAGCUAUUGCAACAAGAUCUUUGCCGGCUGGGAUUUCUGCAUCACCAACCGCAGCACUGCGGACCUGAAGCACAGCAGCUUGCGGUAUGAGCUCCGAGCAGAUCUGGAGGAAGAAAGAAUACGGCAGAAAAUCGCAGAAAGGACUUCAGAGGAGACGAUACGCAUCUACUCGCUGAGGCUGUUCCUGAACUGCAUUGUUCUGGCUGUGUUGGCGGCGUGCUUUUACGCCAUCUACAUAGCAACCGUCUUCUCACAGGAACAUAUGAAGAAGGAAAUUGACAAGAUGGUUUUUGGAGAGAACCUCUUGAUACUGUACCUGCCAUCCAUUGUGAUCACGCUGGCCAACUUCAUCACGCCCAUGAUCUUUGCCAAGAUCAUCCACUAUGAGGAUUAUUCUCCAGGCUUCGAGAUCCGCCUGACAAUUCUCAGAUGCGUCUUCAUGCGGAUGGCCACUAUUUGCGUGCUGGUGUUCACGUUGGGCUCCAAGAUCACCUCCUGUGACGGCGGUCCCUGUGAGCUCUGUGGCUACAACCAGAAGCUGUACCCGUGCUGGGAGACCCAAGUUGGGCAGGAAAUGUACAAGCUAAUGAUCUUCGACUUCAUCAUCAUCUUGGCUGUGACGCUCUUUGUGGACUUUCCCAGAAAGCUCCUGGUGACCUACUGCUCGUCGUGGAAGCUGAUCGAGUGCUGGGGCCAGCAGGAGUUCGCCAUUCCCGAUAACGUGUUGGGCAUCGUGUAUGGGCAGACCAUCUGCUGGAUUGGGGCCUUCUUCUCUCCCCUUCUGCCUGCCAUAGCCACCUUAAAGUUCAUCAUCAUCUUUUACGUGAAAGAGCUGAGUUUGCUUUACACGUGCAGACCCUCGCCCAGGCAGUUCAGAGCGUCCAAUUCUAACUUUUUCUUCCUGCUGGUGCUGCUGAUCGGAUUGUGUUUGGCGAUUAUACCCCUGACAGUCAGCAUGACACGCAUCCCUUCCUCAAAAGCCUGUGGACCCUUCACCAACUACAAUACCACUUGGGAGGUCAUCCCUGCGACCGUGAGCACCUUCCCCAGCUCGCUGCAGUCCUUGGUCCACGGAGUCACAUCAGAGGCCUUCGCGGUGCCUUUCUUCAUGAUCAUUUGCCUUAUUAUGUUUUACUUCAUCGCCUUGGCUGGAGCACACAAGCGGGUGGUGGACCAGCUCCGAGAACAGCUGUCCCUGGAAAGCCGAGACAAGCGCUAUCUCAUCCAGAAAUUAACAGAAGCCCAGCAGGACCUGAGGCCCAGCUAGGCAGACGGGAGAUACUGCUGCCACGUGAUAGGUCCGAGCCGGCGUCUCGGGGACUCUGUUGCGCCCACAAUAACCACCAUUUUAAAAUAUAUAUAUUUUUGG
Molecule: messenger RNA, 2361 nt
Organism: Ochotona princeps (American pika)
Lineage: Eukaryota; Metazoa; Chordata; Mammalia; Lagomorpha; Ochotonidae
Gene: TMC7
Product: transmembrane channel like 7
Exons: 16
Coding region: 145-2259 (704 amino acids)
Cellular component (GO): plasma membrane
Molecular function (GO): mechanosensitive monoatomic ion channel activity
Source: RefSeq, a predicted model, not a curated record